AUGAGUAAACCAAAAAUACUAAUAAGUCAAAUAAAAAAUAUAACAGAUAUUAAAACUUAUAAUUUGAAAGGAAUUGAAUCAAGUAAAAAAAAAAUUUUUGGUUAUGUUGAAAAUUUGCCAGGUGAAAAAAAUUGGUUAAAACCGCUUAUUGGAAAAAGUAUGCAAAAUUAUUAUUUUCCUUCUAAAUAUUUGCAUCUAGAUUUUAAUUUAAAAGAGUAUUUAAGAAUGCAAACUGUUCGUUUUAAAAAAAAAGAUAUUGACGAUAGUUUAAUUAAACUGCAAAAAUGUAUCAAUUUAAUUAUUGAAAAUAAAGUUUUAAUUGAUAAUUUUUUAUCAAAAAUAUCAAAAGAAUUAUUUUUAGAAAAUCAAAGCUUAAAAGACUUUUAUGCAUUAUAUUUAACUAUUUUUCCUUAUGAUAAAUAUUCACAUAAUCUGUCAUUUAAUAUAUCAGAAUUAAAUAUACCGAAUGAAAGAUUUAACUGGUUUAAUUUUAAUAAUGAAAAUAUAAAUAAAUUUAAAAAUAAACAGAAUUUAGAUCAUUCAAAUAUUUCAACAGAUGAAAAUUUAAAAGAAAAUAAAUUACAUAAUUUAGCAAAUACAAAGGAUAAAAAUAAGUUAAUUAAUGAUGAAAAUUAUAAAAGGAUAAUUUUCACAAAAACAAAAAAUGAUAUACAAUUCAAAAAAAUCAUUUGUAGAGAAAAAAAAGAAAAUGAAAAAGAAAAAGAAGAUAAAAUUUAUUACUUAAAUUGUAAUGUUAAUCUGGGUUUAGAAGAACCUAUAGAAAAUAAGAAAGAAAUAGAAGAAAAAGAACAAUCAAAACAUCUUUUUUAUAAAUUAAUUAAUGAGAAUGAAAAUAUAAAGAAAACAUUACUAAUAAGAAAUAGAUUUAUUGACCCACUAUAUUUAAGAAGGAGAUAUUCUUACAUCGAUAAAUUAACAAAAAAAAAAAUAAAAAAAGAAAAGUAUAAAACUUAUAGAAAACAUUUUAUACAACAUGCUGAUGAAAAGAAAAUAUGGCCAGAUAACAAAGGGUUAUUAAAUAAAAUAUAUCCAAACCCGUAUUCUUAA
Molecule: messenger RNA, 1068 nt
Organism: Plasmodium gallinaceum
Lineage: Eukaryota; Apicomplexa; Aconoidasida; Haemosporida; Plasmodiidae
Product: conserved Plasmodium protein, unknown function
Exons: 1
Coding region: 1-1068 (355 amino acids)
Source: RefSeq, a predicted model, not a curated record